AUGGCUGCCCAGGAGACAUGGUCUUGGGAGCAGUACCUGAGGGAGCAGAAGGCAGUCGCGGCGCCUGUGGAACUCUUUAACAAGGACCAGUCAUUUCCGGAACAUGAAAACCAUUUUCAGAUUGGAAUGAGAUUAGAAGGCAUUGACCCUCGACAUCCAUCUGUAUUUUGUGUGCUUUCUGUAGCUGAGGUGUGUGGUUAUCGGCUAAGACUUCAUUUUGAUGGUUACUUAAGCUGCUACGAUUUUUGGACUAAUGCAGGUUCCCCUGACAUUCAUCCAGUAGGGUGGUGUGAAAAGACCAAACAUGAACUGCACAUUCCUAAGGGUUAUAGAAAAGAUAAGUUUGUUUGGAUGAAUUAUUUGAAGGCCUGCAAAUUGCAAAAUGCUCCCAAGAAGUUAUUCAGAAACAGAAGUUCUAAUGGGCCAAUGCCUAAAGAAUUUCAGGUUGGAAUGAAGCUGGAGGCCGUCGACAGGAAGAACCCUUCCUUGGUGUGUGUGGCAACCAUAGCAGAUAUUGUUGAAGAUCGCUUACUAGUGCAUUUUGACAAUUGGGAUGAUAGUUACGAUUACUGGUGUGAUGUAAAUAGUCCUUAUGUCCAACCAGUUGGUUGGUGUCAGAAGAAUGGACGAACCCUGAUAGCACCCCAAGGUUAUCCUGAUCCAGAAAAUUUCUCUUGGACAGAGUAUUUAAAAGCUACUCAAACGAAAGCAGUUCCUGCCAAAGGUUUUAAAAGGCGGUUUACUCAUGGUUUUCUACCAAAUAUGAAACUUGAAGUUGUGGAUAAACGAAACCCUCGAUUAAUUCGUGUUGCAACUAUCCUGGAUGUUGAUAACCAAAGACUAAAGAUUCACUUUGAUGGCUGGGAUCACAAAUAUGACUAUUGGACUGACGCAGACAGCCCUGAUAUCCACCCAAGCGGAUGGUGCGAUGUGACAGGACAUCCUCUGGAACUGCCAUAUCGCGCAAAUGCUGUGAAAAUACUUCCAGGUCAACCUGUUUGCCCUACUCCAGGGUGCCGAGGAAUAGGCCAUAUCCGUGGUCCACGGUAUUCAGGACAUCACAGUGCAUUCGGCUGCCCGUAUUCUGACAUCAACUUGAAAAAGGAGACACGACUUCAUUACCCUCUGAGAGUACAGGCUCAGGAAAAUGUGGAAUUAGAUUCUUCACAUUCAAAAUCCAAAAACCUCUGUAGUUUGAACUUCAACGGACAGCAUGAAAAGAUGGAGAGUCCACCCAAACUUGUACAGCAGGCAAAGUGUUUGAAAAUCAAAGGAAAAGAAGAAAUUGACAUCGCUAAUCUCUUCAGAGAAUACACCACCCAGCACACGCAGAAGACGCUGCACCGGUCCAUCUUCAUGUCCGCCCUGUCGACUAACCCCUUUCGCGGUCUUGCACUUGGCAGGCAACAGCACUGCAAGCUGCUUCCUGGCGUGGCUGACGUGCAGGCAAGCCAGGUGGGCCGCUGGACAGUGGACGAGGUGGCUAAGUUUGUACAGUCUCUUCUGGGCUGCGAAGAGCAUGCCAAGUGCUUCAAGAAAGAGCAGAUUGAUGGCAAAGCCUUCCUGCUUCUGACCCAAACAGACAUCGUCAAGGUGAUGAAGAUCAAACUGGGCCCAGCACUCAAGAUCUAUAAUUCUAUCCUCAUGUUCAGGAAUUCCCAGGAUCUCUCGGACGAAGAUGUGGCCUCCAGCCCGAAACUCAGGAAGUAG
Messenger RNA from Sorex fumeus (smoky shrew), 1710 nucleotides. It is a transcript of the gene L3MBTL4, whose product is annotated as L3MBTL histone methyl-lysine binding protein 4. The record is from RefSeq and is a predicted model, not a curated record. Gene Ontology annotation, molecular function: zinc ion binding; protein binding. Lineage: Eukaryota; Metazoa; Chordata; Mammalia; Eulipotyphla; Soricidae. Gene Ontology annotation, biological process: regulation of DNA-templated transcription. Gene Ontology annotation, cellular component: nucleus. The transcript is spliced from 16 exons. The coding region runs from base 1 to 1710 and encodes 569 amino acids.